ACCCGAACUAUUCUCACUCUCACUCACAGUCACUGCCUAUACCCGCUAAAAUUGUUUAGGGUUUUAGAUUUUCAGCAGAAGAAACCCUAAUUCCCCAAAUUCACGCGGUGGACAUGCUUCAAUCACUGUGCGUUUCCAAUUCGAGCAAUCAAUGGGUGCGAUGACCCCCAACCGCAAGCGCACCGAAGAAUGCAUGAACGUAAACCUCACUAAUUCAGAUUCCUCCCGUAAACGCUCCAAAUUAUCUACCAAACCCGUUCCGUCCGCCGCCAGCGCCAUCGCGCGACUCUCCAGGUAUCCGCAGGUUAACGCGCCGUUCGCGAGGGAGGUUCACGCACCGUGUCGGCGGACAAAAUUUUUACUCUCUGCUAGGGUUAGCAGUCGCGCUGGCGAUGCCAUGGGGAACGUUCUGAUCGCCAAGUUCGAGAAGGCGAAGCGUUCGGCGUUGGAGAAGUGUAGGUCAGUGGUGGAGAAGGGAAAGGAGGUGAUUGUAGUGGACGCGGAGAGUGAUGAGCCUUGUGCGGAUUCGAGUGUGGAAGAGCUGCAUGAUGACGGUGGCAAGUUUGGGGUUCAGCGGCAGUCGCAGUCGACGUUAUCGUUUGAUUCGGAGCUGAGGAAUGCGGAAUUGAAGGUAGCGAGUAGAGGGGAGUUGUGGGGUUCUGAGACGCAGCUUGAUGUUGAAAGUGUUCUUGCGUAUAAGAAGUUGCUUGAGGAUGUUGGGAGGAGAAAUGGCACAUUCCAGAGGCUGAAUUUUGAGAUUGACCUGAACGAGAAGCGCAGGGACCAUUUUAAUUUGUUGAGGCCGAAGAAGGAAUUGGAGGAAUCAGAAGCGCUGAAAGAACCAUUUGUUGCUCUUAGUAGUGAGGAAGAAGAUGAGGUUGAGCGUGCCUUCUCUGCCAACCGUUGGAAAAUCUUGGUUACCCAUGAGAAUUCUAAUAUUGAGAUUACGGGAGAAAAGUUUCAAUGCCUUAGGUCAACUGGAUGGUUAAAUGAUGAGGUGAUAAAUUUGUAUUUAGCUUUGCUGAAGGAGAGGGAACAAAGACAGUCACAUAAAUUUCUGAAAUGUCAUUUUUUCAAUACCUUUUUCUACAAAAAGUUAAUAAGUGGCCCAAAUGGUUAUGAUUUCAAAUCUGUCAGAAGAUGGACAAGCCAACGGAAAUUGGGAUAUAGUUUACUUGAAUGUGAUAAAAUAUUUGUACCUAUCCAUCAAGAGAUACAUUGGUGCUUGGCAGUCAUCAAUAAUAAAGAUAAGAAAUUGCAGUAUCUUGACUCAAUGAAAGGAGAGGAUAGAUCUGUGCUAGAAAAGCUGGCUAAAUAUUUUGCGGAUGAAGUAAAUGACAAGAAUGGACAAGAUAUUGGUGUUUAUACCUGGGAAAAAGAAUUUGUGAAAGACCUUCCUGUUCAGAAAAAUGGGUGUGAUUGUGGGGUGUUUAUGAUCAAAUAUGUGGACUUUUAUAGCAGGGGCCUGGAGCUAUAUUUUGACCAGGGAAACAUGCCUUACUUCCGGCGUAGGACAGCAAAGGAGAUCUUGAGACUGAAAGCUGAAUGAGGAAGAGAAUGACUGGGGCAACCGGCGAAAUUUUUCGUGUAAGGUAUGUGUUUGAAAGGUCGUUGCAUUAUUGUCUAAUAGGCAUAUUUUGACAAAUGAUCCUUCACAUCUGACGAUGUCUUAGUAAUGACCAUUAUAGAGUUGAAGAAUUUGUUUGGGUAUUUCUUGAAAAUUGAAAUAAUUAUACAUGUAUUGGUUAUUGGAUACAACUUGUGUGUGGUGUAUAGUGUUUGUAGAGUGCAGUAGGUUGUGUAUUGCUGUACAGAGUGAAUUAUACGAUGAGGCAUAGUUUCAAGGUUAAGGUGUUAUUUCUUC
Messenger RNA from Vigna radiata var. radiata (mung bean), 1864 nucleotides. Its product is annotated as ubiquitin-like-specific protease ESD4. Gene Ontology annotation, cellular component: nucleus. NCBI's taxonomy places the organism in Eukaryota, Viridiplantae, Streptophyta, Magnoliopsida, Fabales, Fabaceae. Bases 152 to 1549 code for a protein of 465 amino acids. Gene Ontology annotation, molecular function: deSUMOylase activity. Gene Ontology annotation, biological process: protein desumoylation. The record is from RefSeq and is a predicted model, not a curated record. The transcript is spliced from 9 exons.